This is a messenger RNA of Fusarium venenatum, 1293 nucleotides long. Its product is annotated as Thiolase, N-terminal domain-containing protein. The record is from RefSeq and is a predicted model, not a curated record. Gene Ontology annotation, cellular component: mitochondrion. Gene Ontology annotation, biological process: fatty acid beta-oxidation. NCBI's taxonomy places the organism in Eukaryota, Fungi, Ascomycota, Sordariomycetes, Hypocreales, Nectriaceae. Gene Ontology annotation, molecular function: acetyl-CoA C-acetyltransferase activity.
AUGCCUAUUACACAACUUAGAUCCGCUGGCCGGCUGGCCCAGCUUGCUGGACAUGUGAAUGGCGCACGACAGUUCUCUACACGCCCAGCUCUGCGCAAGGAACUUCAAGAUGCCUAUAUUCUAAGCGCUGCCCGAACUCCCACUGCAAAGUUCAAUGGCUCGUUCCUGUCAGUGUCGGCUCCCAAGCUUGGCGCUGUUGCUAUCAAGUCCGCCCUAGAAAAGUCAAAGGUCCCCGUCGAGAAGAUCACCGAUGUGUAUAUGGGCAACGUCCUCCAGGGCUCUGUCGGCCAAGCGCCUGCGCGACAGGCUGCCAUCUUUGCUGGUCUACCCAAGGAGGUUGAGGCGACAACUAUUAACAAGGUCUGCGCAUCUGGACUUAAGGCCGUUACUUUGGCUGCUCAGAACAUCCAGAUGGGUCUCUCUGAGGCUCAGAUCGCUGGUGGAAUGGAGAACAUGUCCCAAGUCCCAUACUAUGUGUCGCGUGCCAGCGGUCUUCCUGCCUUUGGCCACGUCAAGAUGGAGGAUGGUCUUAUCAAGGAUGGUUUAACCGAUGUGUACGACCAAUUCCACAUGGGCAACUGCGCCGAGAACACAGUCAAAAACCACAACAUUACUCGAGAGCAACAAGACGAAUACGCUAUUCAGUCAUACCGCAACGCCCAAAAGGCUUGGGAGGAGAAGGCGUUUGCCGACGAGAUUGCACCUGUCACUGUCAAGUCGCGCAAGGGAGAGACUGUUAUCGACACCGAUGAGGGUUUCAAGGAUGUCAAGUUCGACAAGGUGCCCACGCUUAAGCCCGCUUUCGUUCGCGAUGGAAGCGGCACUGUCACUGCCGCCAACUCUUCGACCCUUAACGACGGUGCCAGCGCCCUCGUCCUAGGAAGCAAGGCUAUUGCCCAGCAGUACGGUUCAGGCUCCCGAGUCUUGGCCAAGAUCUGCGGUUACGCUGAUGCCGCUACUGCGCCUAUUGACUUCCCUGUCGCUCCCGCCAAGGCUGUUCCCAUCGCUCUCGAGCGUGCUGGUAUUACCAAGGAUCAAGUUGCCAUUUGGGAGUUCAACGAGGCGUUUGCCAGCGUUAUCUUGGCCAACUCUAAGAUUCUUGGUCUUGAGAGCGCCAAGGUCAACCCCCUGGGAGGCGCCAUCUCGCUAGGUCAUGCUCUUGGUAGCUCCGGCUCACGAAUCCUUACUACUCUUCUCCACCAGCUUAAGCCUGGUGAGUAUGGUGUUGCUGCUAUUUGCAACGGUGGUGGCGCUGCGACUGCCCUUGUUGUGCAGCGUGUCGAGUCCGUAUAA